This is a messenger RNA of Sporisorium graminicola, 1383 nucleotides long. RefSeq lists its product as uncharacterized. The record is from RefSeq and is a predicted model, not a curated record. Bases 1 to 1383 code for a protein of 460 amino acids. The transcript has a single exon. NCBI's taxonomy places the organism in Eukaryota, Fungi, Basidiomycota, Ustilaginomycetes, Ustilaginales, Ustilaginaceae.
AUGCAGGCCCCUAAGCAGAUCGACACUGGCUUCGGAUACUGCCUCGCUCCCAUCGACCUUGAUGCUGCUCACCAAGCUGCUGAGCGCCUCCACCACCUCUCGAUCCACCCACCCACUCCUCAGUAUCCUGCCUGCUCGUCUCACGGCUCCGACUUCCACCGCACCAGUUUCACCAUGCCCAUCGCCUACCCUCGCUCCACCUACUCUUCACCGCUUGCAGGCGGUGAGUCACUUUCAGAACUCCUGCCCGGCACUCAUGAGGUGCUAUCGCAGAACGCCCGAGCUGUCGACGCUUGCCAUUUUGUGCCCGUCAAGGUGGAGCCUACUCCUGGACUCUACACCCCGUUUGUUCGUGGUGGCACUGACCCAGAGCAGCUUCGGAAGCGUCGUGUUCUGGUAGUGGAGCGCCUGGUCCCCAAGCGUGCUCCCAAGAACCCUGACGCAAAGAUCCUGCUCCUCACCCACGGUCUUGGCUUUGCGAAAGAGUGCUGGAUUCCCAUCGUGGACGAGCUCUUGCGAACCAAGCCCUAUGAUAUUCAAGAGAUCUGGAUGAUCGACACACUCGGUCACGGUAUGUCGGCUGUGGUCAACCGACAGCUGGAUGGUCCCUCACCGCUCGAGUUCAGCGAUCGCUGCAUCGAUGGCAACGAUCUUGCGCGCGACAUUCUCCAGUUUGUCUGCUGUUUCAUGCCUUCGACCCGCACUUCGACACCGGUCGAGCCAUCACGGACGCUCGAUUUUCACCUUCCCCGCUUGCCAAGGAAGAAGCUGGUAGGUAUGGGUCACUCUUUCGGCGGUGCGGCGCUGAUGCAGGCGUCGUACCACUUCCCUGACCUCUUCGACUCUGUCGUCCUUGUCGAGAGCAUUCUUGGUACUUUCGAGCAGGUUGCCCGUAUGCAUGCGCUGCCGCUGGCUCGGUAUACGCUGCUCAAGAAGGACCGGUGGGAGUCGCGCGAGGAAGCCCGCGCCGAGGCCAACACGGACAAGCAUAUGAGGCUGUGGCACCCCUCGGUGAGGGAUGCCUUUGCUGCUGGCAUGCUUACCGAGUCCUUGGCAUGUCCAGGCACCGUGGAACGCAGUGCCGACAAGGUCGCCGAGGCACUGGCGAUCCGUGGCAACCGACCGGGUGUGCAGGUAACGCAGUACUUGCACUGCCUUCCCGCGCGUCUUCCGGUCCUGUUCGUUUCGGCGCACAAGCCCCUGCUGCUUCCUCUGGAAGAGAUUUUCCACACGGCUCAGAGCAUCCCCAACCUGCAUUUUGAGGUGAUGGCGGGCACUCACAACCUUCCACACGAACGUCCCAUCGAGAUUGCUCACCGCAUCCUCCGCUUCUGGCGCGAGACCGACGUCUCUGUGCCUUUCUUCCGCGAAUGCAGACUCUAG